AUGUAUGGAGAUACAAUAUUUGCCAAGGAGAUUUGCCGCAACACUAAUGAUGGCAGCCAACGACCAAUCUAUAAGGAGUUCAUGGGCUUCAAACUAGCAGACUUUAGAGGAAGCACUGACCCAUUAGAGGCUGAAGAAUGGUUGCAAUCCAUGGAGACCAUCUUUACGUUCAUGCAGUGCAGCAACUCAGACCAGGUUAAGUGCGCUUCCUUUAUGUUUAAAGACGAUGCUAGAAUCUGGUGGCAAGGAGCCAAGUCCACCCUCGACCUUGAUGCAGCAACCUGGGAAGAAUUCAAUGCUGUAUUUUAUGGUAAGUACUUCACAUUAAGCACCAGGAAUAAGCUGGCCAGGAAGUUUCUGGAAAUCCGCCUAGGUGAUGCUAGUAUUGCCAAUUAUGUGAAGAAGUUCGAGCGAGGUAAGUAUUUUGCACCAAUGAUAACGGGAAAUGCUGACUUAGAGCUGAACCAUUUCUUGGAGGGGCUGAACGCAACAAUUCGACGUGAUGUCCGCAUAAGCAACGCUUCAUCUUUGCGCGAGACCAUUGAGAAGGCUUUGAUGGCCGAGAAGGACAGCCAGGACAUUGUUAAGGAGGAGCAUGCCAAGAGGAAAAGCUAUCCAAGAAGAGAAUCUCAAGAGUUAGAGACAAAGAAGCCCUUCCAGCCGACCCAUUACCAGAAUCCUCACCCGCAGCAGGCAAGGAAUACUUGGCCAAAUAGAAAUCCACAACACCAGCAACAACAACAAAGUAGGAUGCAGCCCACCAAACCAGCAAACCUUGCUAGCUUGUCCUUCCGCACUUGUAAUCUUUGUAAAAGGAUCAUGUAG
This is a messenger RNA of Impatiens glandulifera, 825 nucleotides long. RefSeq lists its product as uncharacterized. The record is from RefSeq and is a predicted model, not a curated record. The transcript has a single exon. NCBI's taxonomy places the organism in Eukaryota, Viridiplantae, Streptophyta, Magnoliopsida, Ericales, Balsaminaceae. Bases 1 to 825 code for a protein of 274 amino acids.